This is a messenger RNA of Mytilus trossulus (common blue mussel), 4063 nucleotides long. Its product is annotated as phosphatase and actin regulator 1-like. Bases 240 to 2018 code for a protein of 592 amino acids. The transcript is spliced from 13 exons. NCBI's taxonomy places the organism in Eukaryota, Metazoa, Mollusca, Bivalvia, Mytilida, Mytilidae. Gene Ontology annotation, molecular function: actin binding. The record is from RefSeq and is a predicted model, not a curated record. Gene Ontology annotation, biological process: actin cytoskeleton organization.
CAGAGCCUUAGGGGUGUCAGAUUCAUAGACCUGUCACAAGGAAAAUCACAAUUCAUUCGUGUGUGAAAUUUUACAAAGAUAGUAGAGUAUUAACUUGAAGUUUAAUGUACCAAGGUGGUUUAAACUGUUGAGGAGAAGGAAUUUAUUUUUCAUUCAUUUAAAAAGGAUACUUCUCUAAACAGCUGAGAUUUCACCAUAAUUUAUGUAAAGAAAAUGGAUUAGUUUAGUGACAAAAAAAUAUGAGGUUUCGAAGAAAAAAGAAAUCUAAAAAAAAAGAGAAAGAGAUAAAAGCUGACGACAAAGAAAAACAAAAAAAUGGUGAAGUUAAAACAGCCUCCUUAGGUCCAAAUACACCACAACCAGAAAAAAGAAGUAAAUUUUCUAGCUUUGGUAAAAUAUUUAAACCAUGGAAAUGGAAGCGAAAGAAGAAGAGCGAAAAGAUAGAAAAAACUGCUGUUGAACUUGAAAGAAAGAUUUCAGUUCGAUCAACCAGAGAAGAAUUAAUCAGGAAGGGUGUAUUGAAAGAACCAUUGGACAUAAAACCAUCAACACAAGAUGGCCCCUCAAUUGAGCAGACGUCAGCAGAAAUCAAUAAUGACCAAAACAAAACCUCUACAGUUAUAGUAGAACAAAACCAUGUGGACCAAAAUAGCACAGAUACAGAUAAAGCUGAAGGGACAGAGAAACUUAACCCAGGGGAGAAUGUUAAUUCAGUGGUAACAACAGAAUUGACACAGUGUACAACCAUUACUACACAAGCUGAAAUCACACCUGUUAGUUCAAGUGCUGACACACCAGCUCUAACCACUGCACAGGCCAGACCUAUGGUAUUUCCUAAACAUCCCAAUGCUGAUAAACCUGAACAAACUCCAAAGGAGGUUACCAUGGAAACAGCCAUUCCAACAGAAACUUCCACAUCUAAUGAAGAUACAUCUGUAUCAGAUAAACCUUCAGCUGUAGAAGUUACAAAAAAUAAUGAACAACAGCAAGUAGAUAAACCAGAACAAAAGAAUGGAAAGCAGGAGGAAGAGGAAGAGAAAGAGCCAGAAAUAAUAUAUCCUGAGGGAUACGCUCCUGUCCCUGCUAGUGAACCGGACUUGUCAUUAAUACCUAAAAAAAGUGCUUUGAAGGGGGCAGGUGGCGGAGGGGGAGGUGAUAUUAUAAAGCCUGUCACACCUGUGUCUAGAGAUAAAAAUGAUAAUCAUUCUCAUGUGAACUUUUCUCAUGUCGAUGUUAUAACUACACCUCAGAUAUCAAAUGUGAUAAAACAGCCCUCACCAAAGCCUUCACCAAAAUCUACACCCUUAUCUAGUGCUAUGGCGCGGCCAAAACUUAGAGGUGGUUUAGCGCAUUUUUCUACAGACAGCAAUAAAGAAAAUGUACCUAUUCCUGUUUCCAUGCCAACAGUUCCUCCAACUACCACGUCUUUCCAUUCUAAUGAUGAUUCCUCGUCAGAUGAUGAAGAGAUUCGUUAUCGUGAUGACGAGGAAGAAGAUGAAGAACAAGAACUUAGUUCAUUAGCAGCAAAAGUAGCUCGCCAAGAUAGUUUAGCAAAAUUUUUAAGCGCUCGACCAACACGGCAUGAAUUAGUAGAGAAAAAUAUUAUACAUUCUGUAACAGAAGAUCAAUUUACAGAGAGGAGGUCUGCCAUAGGAACAGCUUUAACUAGACGAUUGAGUUUGCGUCCUUCACAAGAAGAAUUAGAACAAAGAAAUAUUUUACACAUGCAAAGUAGUGAAGAAGCAAGGAAAGAAAAAGAAGAGAAGAAAAAAUUUCUGAUAAGAAAGUUAAGUUUUAGACCAAGUAUUGAAGAAUUGAAAGAAAGAAAAAUUAUCCAGUUUAGUGAUUAUGUUGAAUGGACAGAAGCUCAUGAGUAUGACAGAAGGGCAGAUAAACCUUGGACACGGUUAACACCUAAAGAUAAGGCUGCCAUUAGAAAAGAAUUAAAUGAAUUUAAAAGCAAAGAAAUGGAUGUUCAUGAAGAAAGUAAACAUCUAACUAGAUUUCAUAGACCUUGACAUAUAUAGACAUUUUAGUGAUAACCAAAUCAUAUAGCAAAAAGUGCUGGAGCUGGCCAAAACAGACAAACCAGGAUUGGUUAUACAGUUCUACUGGUAGACAAUGUAUGUGGAACAUCAGGGACUGUAUCAUGCCAGGACUCUUGUUUAUUUUAUUGUCAAAUUGUUUCAGUUAUAUGGUACAUCAGGGAUUUAUAGCUUUGCUAUAACUUGAAUGGGGAAUAUUAAAUUGCAUAAUUUAUAUUUUAAAUUAAAUUGUUAUUAUUGUACUUAGAAUUUUGUUGUUUUAUCAAUAAAUGUUUUCAAUUCUAAUACAAUUUAAAGAAGUGUCUUUUCUUCAUGAAAAUUAAUAUAAACAAGUACUAUUUAUUUUGAGAGAAUAAGUUAGAGCUCUGAACAUGUGAAAUAAAAAAAAAUAGUGUUGUGAAAUAAACUUAAACAAAAGAAAAAUAGGGCACACACUCACAGAUGCAAAUUAAGUGUUCAAAAAUUUUGAAAAUUUUUGGUGUUGCUAACUUUACAGUACAAAACGAUAAAAACAUUUUUGUUUAUGUUAAAAGACACAUUUUAACUAAGUAUUAUAAUGUGAACAGAUAUCAAGCUAUUCAAGAUCUGGUUCUGUGUGGAAACAACUGGCAUGAUGAUACUGUCUAUAAUGAAAGAUAUCCCCAUAAUUAGCAUAGCUUGAUCAAUUUUAAACAUAUAAGAUUGAGAUGCAAUAUAUAAAUGUACCCAUGUUAGGUGUAUUAUAUUAUACAUUUUACAUAUAGGAGAUGUAAAAUUUUGUUGCAUUUUUUGAUACAUGAUCUUGUUAACAUUGUAUAAAUAUCAUUGGAUGAACCUAUACAUUGUAAAUAUUUGUCCUUGUCAUCCUUAAACAAAUUAAUUUAUCUAUUUUUUACUUAAUGCACCCAUUAUAUGUUAAAUUUUUAAAAGAUGUGCCACAUAGGAAUAAUUAUAAUGAUAUCAAAUGAUAAGUAAUUAUAAAUGUCUGAUUGUCAACUGAAGUUUAACGUCAUUUAGAUUUUAAGGGUCAAGUAAAUUUGUUGCAUGUGUUCAUGAUUCAAUUGACUCUUAAAAUUAAUGUUGUGUAACUUAAAGUGAUAUUUUUGAAACAGUCUUGAUAUUUGACUUGCUUGCAUUUACCUGUUUAAGUGUUGUCAGCUGAAAACUUAAAACUUUUUAUAAUAAAAAUCCUGGAACACACUUUCUCAGUAGAAAAUAUAUACUUGUCUUCAACUUUUAAGAAUCUUUAUUUGAAUAGGAAUUGUACCUAAAGUUUUAUUUACUUAAUUUUUAGCAAUGGCUACCUGAAUACCUGAUUUUAAAGCUCAUAAUGCAAUCUCAAUCAGUUAUAAUGUCAAAACUUUCUCAUGAGUAAAACUGUGAGGGAAACUUAAAAAUUGGACAGUAAUAUUGUAAUAUGAAUGGAUAAUUCUAUAAGUCAAUCCAACAAAAUUUAUAAGUGAAAUGAUUAUAAUGACCUCUUCUGCGAGUUUGACUUAGCAGAUUCAAUUAAAAUAUUAAGUAACAUUUCUUGUGUGGCAUAAUUUUCCUUUGACUGCAUGCUGUUUAAAUGCUUACUUCUAAAGUGAAAACAUAAAAGUAAUGACUUUAUAUUUGUGAUCUUCUCAAGCUUUAAAUUGAUAGAUGAAAUAAAGACAACUACACUCAUGUUAUCACUCAGUUCUGUGUUUAUACAGGACAACUUGUUUGACCAUUCUCUAAAUAGUACACAUGUGUGUUGAUAUCUUUAUUUUCUUUAUCUAAUAUCAGGCAAAAUACACCUUUUGAAUGUUGACACAGUUAUAUACCUUGCCAACAAAUAAAAAAACAAUUAAGAAAAUAAUUUAAUUACAACUGUUAACACCAGAACAAAUCAAACAUCGUACAAGGAAUCUGUCUGGAUAUAAAUUAGUGCAAAUAAAGUUUCUGCUUGCCCACAAAGUACACAUACUAUGUUUUGUGUCUAAUUUAAAAUUUGCCUUAUAUAUAUACACAAGAAAAGGUUAUAGUUUAGUGAAAUUUGAUUUAGUUUAGUUUGU